Messenger RNA from Nannospalax galili (Upper Galilee mountains blind mole rat), 2334 nucleotides. RefSeq names its product tropomyosin 4 (gene Tpm4). Bases 39 to 893 code for a protein of 284 amino acids. NCBI's taxonomy places the organism in Eukaryota, Metazoa, Chordata, Mammalia, Rodentia, Spalacidae. Gene Ontology annotation, biological process: muscle contraction; actin filament organization. The record is from RefSeq and is a predicted model, not a curated record. Gene Ontology annotation, molecular function: actin filament binding. Gene Ontology annotation, cellular component: actin filament. The transcript has 9 exons.
AGCCAAGCACAGACCCACGCCCACACCUGCAGGCAGCCAUGGAGGCCAUCAAGAAGAAGAUGCAGAUGCUGAAACUGGACAAAGAGCACGCCAUCGACCGCGCAGAGCAGGCCGAGUCCGACAAGAAAGCUGCCGAAGACAAGUGCAAACAAGUGGAAGAGGAGCUGACACACCUCCAGAAGAAACUGAAGGGCGCUGAGGAUGAGCUGGACAAGGACUCCGAGGCCCUGAAGGACGCGCAGGAGAAGCUGGAGCUGGCGGAGAAGAAGGCCUCCGACGCUGAAGGAGAUGUGGCAGCUCUCAAUCGACGUAUCCAGCUGGUGGAGGAAGAGUUGGACCGAGCUCAGGAGCGGCUGACCACAGCUCUGCAGAAGCUGGAGGAGGCAGAGAAGGCUGCAGAUGAGAGUGAGAGAGGCAUGAAGGUAAUUGAGAACCGGGCCAUGAAAGAUGAGGAGAAGAUGGAGAUCCAGGAGAUGCAGCUCAAAGAGGCCAAACACAUUGCUGAGGAGGCCGACCGCAAGUACGAGGAGGUAGCUCGUAAGUUGGUCAUCCUGGAAGGUGAACUGGAGAGAGCUGAGGAGCGUGCCGAGGUGUCCGAACUAAAGUGCGGUGACCUGGAAGAGGAACUCAAGAAUGUCACUAACAACCUGAAGUCACUGGAGGCUGCAUCUGAAAAGUAUUCUGAAAAGGAGGACAAAUAUGAAGAAGAAAUUAAGCUUCUGUCUGACAAGUUGAAGGAGGCUGAGACCAGAGCCGAGUUUGCAGAGAGGACUGUUUCCAAACUGGAAAAGACCAUCGAUGACCUGGAAGAAAAACUUGCCCAGGCCAAAGAAGAGAAUGUGGGCUUACAUCAGACACUGGAUCAGACACUAAACGAACUUAACUGUAUAUAACCAACCAGAAGCAGCAAGGUCUUGAUCUGACACCAACUCCAGAGUGCUGUGUCUCCCUUUCUUCUUGUAAGAAGUUCCUUUUAUGAUUGCAUCUCCGCUUUGCUGGAAAUGUUAAGCAGAUAAUGAAUUCGUGACCAAAUAUUUUGUACCAGGCAAGCUUUGAGCACCAGUUAAACUGAAUUCUUUCCUUUUCCUCUCAAAUGGCACUGGCUUCUUCAGCUCUAUUUUUAUUAAGUUGCAUUUAUUCCUCAAAUAAGCAGGGUAUUUCUUGCUGAGUGUAAUGUCUUAAGGCUGAGGGCACUUGGUUCCCAGGAAGUAGUCAGCCCCACACUUUCAAGCACAGGCUCUGGUAUCUUAAUAGUCAUAGGUUGACUUCAGCAUCAAAGACUAUUUAACUUAUCUGGUUGCUGUUGGCAAAGUUACAGGAGGCUGGGGACCAUCACAAGAAAACAGGUGGGGAUUUUCCAUCCAGAACAAAAAGAGAAAGCAGACUAUGGUAGGAAGUCUCAAGCCACAGCCAGAUUGGCCUGGUCAUGCAGGGCCUGCUCCACACCACUGUGCAGAGCAGACUUCCAUCAUCUGGCGAGGACAGUGGGUGAUAAUGGCCCAGGUGUCUUCUGAAUAGAUCCUUGAUGCUCUGCUGCACACAUUUCCCUUUUGUUCCAAAGCUGUCCUCCUGAGCGAGCAAGUGUCUUAUCCCAGGACAUGUCUGCUGUGGUCUCAGGUCAUCUACUCAGCAGGGAAUAUGGUAGGGUUUGAUUCUAUUCAGACCAAUCAUGUCAAAAAGACUGCUAGCAAGGCUGGGCUUGGUAUCUCACACCUUUAAUCCCAGCACUCAGAGUAGAGGCAGCUAGCCUGGGCUACAUAGCAAGACCCUGUCUUCCCCUUUCCCCCACAGAAAGGCUGCUAGCAAGGCAGUGUCUUCGUAUUAACAAAUGUUGAGCAUCGAAGGUUUCAGGCAGCAAAGCAGUAAUAAAAAGAAAAAUUGGCUCAACUUCAUCUCCACUGUUCAGGGAACAGCAGAUGGAAAAUACUUAGCCAGGAUUUUAAUUCCUUCUGGAAUUCUGUGAUUAAAAAAACCAAGAAACUCCUGAUUGAACUGGAUACGGAGUAUUCUGAAGGUGGAGGCUGCACAUUUUAUUGGCUUUGUUGUAUAAUUGCUUUCUCCGUUAACAUCUCAGAGCUGAAACAUUCCACAUCCCCCAGUGUUGUGGGGCCAACUUGAGUUUACAAUCCUGACGGAAAAUCACCCUGCUUCUCACUUAUCCGAACCCCUUGCCCCUCACUCCUAUUUAUUAAGCAUCACACUACCCAGGAGAUAAACUAGCAAAUUGUGCAGUUGAAUAGAGCCCACACUUUUCUUCAGAUUCUUGCAUCUGUAUCGUAUCUGAUAGUAUCAUUUUUUUCUACAUUUUGGUCAAAUAAAUUUUUACAUAAAUGA